Molecule: messenger RNA, 750 nt
Organism: Saccoglossus kowalevskii
Lineage: Eukaryota; Metazoa; Hemichordata; Enteropneusta; Harrimaniidae
Product: dehydrogenase/reductase SDR family member 4-like
Molecular function (GO): carbonyl reductase (NADPH) activity
Source: RefSeq, a predicted model, not a curated record
AUGUCUUCUUUUUCGAACAAAUUCCACGGGAAGGUAGCUGUUGUUACUGCAUCUACAGAAGGGAUUGGUUUUGCCAUUGCCAAGCGAUUGGCAGAAGAUGGUGCCAGUGUUAUGAUAAGUAGUCGUAAGCAGGAAAAUGUUGACACAGCAUUGGCUAAGUUGAAAUCUGAAAAUCUGACAAAAGUUGCUGGAGUUGUUUGUCAUGUCGGUAAAGAAGAUCAUAGAAACAAAAUGAUACAGGAGACACUGAGAAGGUUUGGAGGGAUUGAUAUUCUGGUGUCAAAUGCUGCAUGCAGUCCCAUGUUUGGACCAGUUUUAGAAAUAUUUGAUAUUAAUGUGAAAGCAACAUUUCUAUUGAUCAAAGAAAUUGUUCCACAUAUCGAGAAGCGUGGUGGUGGUAAUAUUGUAAUGAUAUCUUCUCUCUCUGGUUAUACACCAUUUCAGAUGAUAGGGGCCUAUGGAGUCAGCAAGACAGCACUGCUAGGUUUAACUAAAGCACUUGUCCCAGAAUGCAGUGAGAAAAACAUCCGAGUAAAUUGUAUAGCACCAGGACUUAUUCAGACCCGAUUUAGUGAAAUGACAUGGAAGAACCCAUCCAUCAGAAAAAAUGUUGAGGCUCUUAUUCCUAUGAGUAGAAUUGGACAGCCAUCUGAGUGUGCCGGGGUUGUUUCUUUUCUAUGUUCUGAUGACGCUUCCUUCAUUAGCGGAGAAACUAUCAUCAUGAGUGGUGGGAUUGCACCUAGACUUUAA